AUGUGGGCCAGCGAGCGCAAACACGAGCCGGACCGCGGCUCCGGCUCUCUGGCUGAACAUCUGCUCCCCCUGAGCCGCGCUGCUGGAUUAUUGGAGAACGGCUCUAGUACGAAACCGUCGCUGGGUCUCCCCGGGGCCCCCGAGAGGAGCCGGAGCCCCACGGCCGAGGCCCCCGAGAGGAGCCGGAGCCCCACGGCCGAGGCCCCCGAGAGGAGCCCGAGCCCCACGGCCGAGGCCCCCGAGAGGCCAGGCCCGAGGCCAGAGGGCCCCGAGGAGCCGGCCCACGGCCGAGGCCCCCGAGAGGAGCCCGAGCCCCACGGCCGAGGCCCCGGGGAGGCCCGAGGCCUGGCCGAGGCCCCCGAGAGGAGCCCGAGCCCCACGGCCGAGGCCCCCGAGAGGAGCCGGAGCCCCACGGCCGAGGCCCCGGGGCCCGAGGCAGGCCCGGCCGAGGCCCCGAGGCGGAGCCCGGCCGGGCCGAGGGCCCGAGAGGAGGCCGAGGCCCCAGAGGGCCGAGGCCCCCGAGGCCGAGGCCCCGGCGAGGCCCCGAGGAGCCCCACGGCCGAGGCCCCGAGAGCCGGGCCCACGGCCGAGGCCCCGAGAGGCCGAGGCCCAGGCCGAGGCCGGCCGAGGCCCAGGGGCCCCGAGGCAGGCCCCCCGGCCCGAGGCCCCGGCCAGGCCCCGAGGCGAGGCCCCGGGGCCCCCGAGAGGAGCCGGAGCCCCACGGCCGAGGCCCCGGAGGAGCCGAGAGCCCGAGCCCGAGGCCCUGGGCCGAGCCCGGGCCCCACGGCCAGGCCCCCGAGAGCCCGAGCCCCGAGGCAGCCCCGGCCGAGGCCCCGGGAGCCCCACGGCCGAGGCCCCGGGGCCCCCGAGAGGAGCCGGAGCCCCACGGCCGAGGCCUCCGCUCCCCCUCCGUCCUCCUCUUCAUGA
This is a messenger RNA of Pseudoliparis swirei, 927 nucleotides long. Its product is annotated as proline-rich protein 2-like. The transcript is spliced from 2 exons. NCBI's taxonomy places the organism in Eukaryota, Metazoa, Chordata, Actinopteri, Perciformes, Liparidae. The coding region runs from base 1 to 927 and encodes 308 amino acids. The record is from RefSeq and is a predicted model, not a curated record.